GAUGGUGAGAAGGGAAUGUGGGGAGUCGGGCGAGUAGGGAUGGCAACACAGCCGCAGGGGAGAGAUGACGGUAGGGAUAAGGAGGAGGACGAGAAGGACGUAGAGGCGGAGGAGGAGGAAUUGAAAGGGGAGGAGGGCGACGACGACGAGGACGACAAGGAGGAUGAAGAAGAAGAACACGAGGAGGAGGACGAAGAAGAAGAGGAGGAGGAAGAGGAGGAGGAGGAGGAAGAAGAAUACGCAGAGGAGGAUGGCGACGACGACGAAGAGGAAGAGGAGGCGGCGGUGGAGGAGGAAAGGGAGCAGGAGCGGGCCGUGGCGAUGGAUGCAAAUCGGGACACCACGAUGCACGAGGAGGAGGAAGAAGAGCAGGAGGAGGAGGAGGAGGAGGAGGAGGAGGAGGAGGGAGAAGAAGAGAGUUGGACUUAACAACGACCUAGAGGACGAUGGCGAGAAGGGGAUAUGGGGACUUGGGCGGGUAGGGAUGGCGACACAGCCGCAGGCGGCGAUGAUAAGGAUGAGGAGGAGGAGGACAAGAAGGACGGGGAGGAGGAGGAGGAGGAGGCAUUGAAAGGGGAGGAGGGUGACGACGAUGAGGACGCCAAGGAGGAGGAUGAAGAAGAACACAAGGAGGAGGAGGAGGAAGAAGAAGAGGAGGAGGAAGAGGAGGAGGAGGAGGAGGAGGAAGAACAACAAUACGGCGAGGAGGAGGAUGGCGAUGACGAAGAAGAGGAAGAGGAGGAGGCGGCGGAGGAGGAAAGGAAGCAGCAGCGGCCCGCGGCGAUGGACGCAAAUCGGGAUGCCGCGGCGAUGGACGAGGAGGAGGAAAGAGAGCAGGAAGAGGAGGAGGAGGAGGAUGGCGAAUAAGGAGAAGAAGAGAAGGAUGAAGAGGAGGAGGACGACGAGAAGGAGAAUGAGGAAGAAGAACACG
Chara braunii is the source of this 931-nucleotide messenger RNA. Lineage: Eukaryota; Viridiplantae; Streptophyta; Charophyceae; Charales; Characeae. The record is from the annotation of a GenBank genome assembly.